CACUGCACCCCAUAUUCAAACUUGCAUCGUAUGGUCUGGUUAGUUUUCCGUGUUCUUCUUCUUCCAAACCUGGACGGCAGUCCUCCCUCAACUCCAUACAGCGGCUGGCACGUGAGCGAAAAGAGCGUCAGGAAUUCAGGAGAACGCCAUCUCAAACUUGGAAUGGAAAGAAUAAAUCAGUUUUGCUGAUAUGAAGAGGAGGUGGUUCCCCCUCCCCAGGCAGCAUUAUGGGUACCAGAUGGGCGAAGGAAUAUAAACGGGGGUUGCAAGCGAGGUUUCUAGGCAGCCCCUGGAUGAAGAGAAAGUGUGAACGUGGAUGGUUGUAACUUCCUUUUGUAGCCUGCAAAAUCAGUCUGAUUGGUGUAGCGUGUAAGAGACCUGGGCAUGUUAUUGCUUGUGCUCGGCAUUGCUUAAAGAGUUUGACGCUGGAUGGUUUUUAUUUUUUCCCCUUGGCAACCUCUUGGUGGGGGUGUCCAACCUUUGUAAGAGGAGUUGUCCUCCGAGCCGAGGAAUGUUGAGGGACGGGCCCUCCUUGUGUCUGUUUGCAUGGAGCCGCAGCAGCGCUUCGGGGAAUGUGCUGUUUAAUGCGCACACACCUGCACGUUGGUGCGUUGUGCACACGUGCAUGCAGAGGUGAGCGGGGACAUUCGAACGCACCAGGGUAGGAUUUGCGUUCUCCGGAAGAUCGCUGGAGAAGGCCUCCGAGCAAUUGGUGUGCAACUGGGCCAGCAGUGCUGAGAAGCUACCUCCGAAUUCUUCAGCUGGCUUCACCAAGGGGAGUGGCUGGGACAAUCUACUUCCUGUUCGGUGCCUGCUUCUGUGUGCUUUAGAGAGGGUGUGCGUGCAUCUAAAUAGAGCGUGUUUAUCACUUCGAUUUUUUUUUUUUUGGUAGUUUCUGAAAAAGCAGGGGAAGAGAGGAGGAACAGAGGAAACCAUAUGAUAUCAUAAGCAAUUCAGCCAAUAAUGCAUUUCAUCUCGUGGAAACUGGCAUACCCAUUGGCGCUGGAUGCUGUGAGGUUUGGACUGGAUAAUCUUUAUUUUUAAAGGAGCAGCGGCCUCAAUCCCUUUGGGUUUUUCUUCUCCUGGUACCUUGGGCAAAAGAUGUUCCGUUCGGUGCUUCCAGCUGUCGUCUGGGUGGACGGCUAACUCAGCCCACCGUCCCAGGCGUAAAGGACUUUCUCUGCAGCUCACAGGGGGCUUUGGAGGCCGGAAAAACACAUAAGUGUUUGGGUGUUUCAGUGGUGACACCUGGUGUUGUUUUCUGGUUAAUGAUUUGUCAGUGCUUGGCUAGUCCUUUGGCUUGAAAGCAGUGUUUGAAAGAAAGACUCCAUUGAGGUUAUUAAUUAGCCGUCAAUUGGACCCUGCUGCUGAUUUUGAAAGCUACGUCAGGCUGCUUGGGGCAAGCCAUCAAAGCGGUUUGACCGACCCACUGCAUCAUCUGCGCUCUACUGUUUGUGCUGAGUUUCUUGCUCGCUUACAGAGAUGGGUGUAUGUGCCUAGGUGGGCUUGCAUAAUGGUUUAAUCCAAUUUUACACAACGCUUCACCAACCUUGCACCUGACUGUGCAGCCUGGUGUGCGCCUUGCAGUCAUUUGGAACUCCUAAUCCUGAUGUUGCAACUACACCAGGCUGGUCCAAGACUCCUGAGCUCUGAGUGUACUGUUGGCUAGUCUCAGUUUCAGCUGCCUGUCUCAAACGCCCUGAUUUCGUCCAGGGCUGCUGACGUAGGUCACAGAAUUGCUUUCAGAUAUCCUCCAAAAGGCACAAAAGUGAGCUCUCUCUUCCAGUCCAUGGUUUUGCCCUAUAUCCCCCCAUGUUCUCUGCAUUCCUAACUAUUCUUUCUCAGGAAUUUCCUAAUGCUUACUCUGUGUAAACCCAAAGCGCUUAAUGCUGUUAAGAAUUACAUGGAGACCUGCACAGUUGGACAGUGCCACCCUGCCUGACCCACAUUUCAAAAUGUCAUCUGUUUCUAAUGGACACGAAACAUUUUUGUCGUGUUUCUUGCCGUACAGAGGCACGUCUCUUUUCCUCCUAGCCUGUACCAAGGCACGCACAUCCCAUUCUAGUCUGUCGUGAGUGAGUAUGACAGAUCACGUCCCAGUCUUCGUUUGCGUUCAGCUGCAACGCACACAAGAAACUCUGGGUUCAGACACGCAUCCGUACAGAUCACAGCAGUCUGUAACUCCAGAUAAUCCUUGCAGCUUGAUCUGUUACACAGCAAGUUGAUGCUGCCUGAAUACAGCAGGCAGUGAGUUUUUAAGGCUGUGGCCUUUUCGUUGGCAGUUAAAAUGGAUCACCCCCUCCAUUUCCACUCCGCCUUGCUGCAUUUUUCUAGUGCUAAACUUGGCAGGUGGAUGUUAACGCAAUCCAGUCGGCUCUGCUGAGAUCAGAGGCUCUGCGGAAAUCAAAGGGGAUCGGGUUCCUUCUGCAGUGUAGGCUCAGAGGCUCAGCACCUACCAUGGCUUGGGAGGUGCGCUCGAAAUGCACAGGGUCUUUAGCCCCUAUUGAUUCCAGUGGGGACAGCAAGAUUGUUCACCCAGGAUGGGGGACUUCGAUGGCUGUAUCUACAGAAGGGAUGAUGUGGGAAAGCGGAGAUCCAGGAGCAAAGGGGAAGCGAAAUUGGGCCAUGAUUUCCAAGGAUCUUUGGAUAGUACCUUUGUACUGUUGUCUGGAUUGAAACCCAGGAUAUGCUGCUGAAAAUUGGGGUGGGAGAUGGAGAUGGACAUGUAUCCCUGGUCUAGAAACAGUGCUAGAGUCCCUGGGUGCUCCAUGAAUGUUCUAGAAUGCAGGUAGCGCAUUGCCGAAUUCCCGGUUGCGUUUUCUCUGGGCAUAAAACGGUUAGAACCGGCAAACUUAGGAUUGGAGGAGACCCAGCUGUUGACCCCUUAUAGCCGCUGUUAUCAAGUAUUUGGAUUUUUCACGAGCUUGAAUAUGAAAACCGAUAGGAGGCUGGCCGAUCGUGUGCUGCUCUCUUCAGAAUCUGCCAUUUGGUGAUGAAGGGUAUUCUGAAGUUAUGUUUAUGGCUCCCAUCUUGAAAGUUUUCAGCAUGGAUUGCCCAGAUAGAGGGUCCAGCUCAGCCCCGUUGGGAGAAAACGGCAUGAGGAGCACCGGCCCAGAUGCCCAGUAGGUCUGGUCAGCUUGUUUCGGUCUGAGGCAGCACAAUGGCUCCAGUUGUGGAGGUCACGGACAUCAGCCACUCCAAUUCCCUUUUGAUCCAGCUGAACGAGCAGCGCCUGCGCGGUCAGUUCUGUGACAUCACAAUCAUCGCCGAAGACACCAAGUUCAAGGCCCACAAAAAUAUUCUCGCCGCCUCCAGCCCGUACUUCAAGGAGGUCCUUUCAGAGGACUCGGUGUGUCGCCAGCCGAGCCAGAUUCUGGAGCUUCCCGACAUCCAGGCCAAAGUCUUCUCGGACAUCCUGAACUUCAUCUAUAAUUCUCGGCUCUCGGUGCCCAGUCCGGCUGUCGCCAAGGAGAUUGGAGCGGUUGGCCGGCGCCUGGGCAUCUCCCGCUUGGAAAACCUGGAUGACCCCUUGGCUGAUGUCAAGAUGGAUAGCUCCGGCAUUGCCUGUGCUAGAGCUUGCAGUUCGCCCAUUGACCUCACCUGCCCUUCCCGCUCCAUAGAGCCUUCCAGCCCCGUCUGCUUCCAGGAUUUGACCAAAGCAUACAGCCCCGGGCAGGAGGCCCGCCCUGACUCUGAAACAGAAACUGCCAAGAUCCUCUACAACCUCAGCUCCGUCGCAACCGUGCCGCCUCCCCCGCCCUCCGACCUGACUUUCAUGCUGAAGGAAAACGUGGGUUGGGACCACAGCCUCCCUGCGACUCCCCCUGCCCCCUCUGCCCACACAAACGACGGGGCCCAAGGGGCGGCCUCUUCUUCCUCACCCCCACCCCCAUCCGGGGCUUCCUACCCAGCCAGCAGCACCUUUUGCUGCGGUAGCUGCCACCGUUCCUUUACCACGUCUUCUGCUCUCAGCCUCCACGUGAAGCUCCACCGGACGCCGCGCCCGCCGUCCUGCCGCCACUGCGGGAAAAGCUUCAUUCACAUCAAGCGGCUACAGACGCACGAAGUCUUAUGCAAGGAGGUGGAAAAGCCCGAGCAGGGUGCCUCUGCGGACAAGGCGCCACCCAGCCCCGUGUUGCCUUCCAAGCCGACCGCAGCGGCAGCAUCUUCCAAGAAGGGCGUGCUUUUCCGCCACCGGGGCCCGCCAAGGGUGGAUUAUAUCUCUGACCAAGACCACUUUGUCAAAGUGGUGGACGGGCACAUUAUCUACUUCUGCACCGUCUGCGAGCGGUCCUACAUGACCCUUUCAAGCCUCAAGCGCCACUCCAACGUCCAUUCCUGGCGGCGCAAGUAUCCGUGCCGUUACUGUGACAAAGUCUUUGCCCUGGCUGAGUACCGCACCAAGCAUGAGGUUUGGCACACAGGGGAGCGACGCUACCAGUGCAUCUUCUGCUGGGAGACCUUCGUUACUUACUACAACCUGAAGACUCACCAGAAGGCCUUCCACGGCAUUAACCCUGGGCUGAUAUCCUCCGAGAAGACCCCCAAUGGGGGCUACAAGCCGAAACUUAAUGCUCUGAAACUCUACCGCCUCUUACCCAUGCGUUCCCAAAAGAGGCCCUAUAAGACGUACAGUCAGGGCGUGGUGCCAGAGGACCUUCUGCACCCAGCUCAGGCUGUCCCCAUGACGCUGGGGGAAGGCGACUCAUUGGACGGGAACUUGGUCUCCUCGCUGAGCACUAGCGACGUUGCUUCUGUGUUCACCACCAAGGGCCCCUCUUUAGAAUUGCCAGAGGCAGAACAGUUCCAGCCGCAGGAAGCCGUGAGCGCCGAGGAGACGUCCGUCCUCCCAGCUACUGGUGAGAAGGCCCACCUGGACAAGGGGCCACGGUCCUUGAGCACAGAGGCUCCCACGGUCAUCGCCUACGGGCGCCCCGCCUCUUCGGUGAUCGUUCAUAGCACCUCAGUGAAAGCGCAGGCCCCUUCGGUGAUCACGUACAACAGUAAAUCUUCAAGCGCCCCGUUAACGGCAGGGUCUCCCCCGCUGCUGUCACAGCCCCCACCUUCUCCAGUGGUGGCCAAACCCAUUAAGAAGCAGGUGCUGAGGGAAUACAUUCAGUCACAGAAGAUGGAGGAACAGGCUUCGGAAGAGGACGGGAGCGAGCAGGGGCACAAGGCGAGGGGGCCACGGGCUGGGCGCACCAUGACUUACAUGGCCAAGCCGGCCUACGUGGGAGCCACCUCUGAAAGCCGGGCUGCGCCGCUCUGCCAGAUCACGGUGCGCAUUGGCGAAGAAGCCAUCGUCAAGCGGCGGAUCUCCGAAACAGACCUCAUGCUGGACAAGAGCAGCCGGGUUGGAGGCAGACGCCUGGAUUUUGGCAGGGACCAGAGCGGAGAGAAGCAGCAGCAUGCGCUGCCCCCAACACUCCACAGCAAGCGCGACAGGGUGUACGCCAACGAGAGCGGCGAGGAGGAGAGCGACCGCGGAGACACGGAAGACCAGCUUUGGCGCCCUUACUACAGCUACAAGCCCAAGCGGAAGCCUUCCGGCGGAGGCGGCCACGGCGCGGGCAACUCCUUGCCGAAGGUGAAGAAGUCGCGGUGGCGUCACAAGCUGCGCUCCCUGCGGUGGGUGAAGCGGUCAGAGGAAGCCAAGGAGGGGGGCAGAGCGGGAGCUGGCCCGCCAGGCUCUGCUGAAGGAUCUGGGGCGCAGGGAGCUGCCUCCGAAAGGGUGCACGGGCGCCUCAGCAAGGACGACCAGUCCCUGGCGGCCCUGCCCGGUACCCCCCACCGCGUAGGCCGCAAGCCUCUGGUGAAGUUCGCCUGCGCCCACUGCACAAAGGUCUGCAAGACUGCGGCGGCGUUGAGCCGCCACAUGAAACGGCACGAGGGCCAGCCGCUUGAGCAGGUGCCCCUGCCGGUGCUCACCACGGUCAUCGCCUACUCUAAGAAGAGCACCGAGGCGCCCCUGGGCACGCCCCCAGCAGUGGUUAAGGAGGAGACCACGCAGGAGAUGCAGGUCUCCUCUUCCAGCGGGGAGGCUCCCGCGGGGCAGCCAGAGGCACCCGAGGAGGGUCAUAUGGAAGUGGCGCCCUGCAACGGGCACGCUCCGGCCCCUCUGCCCGAAGAGGAAGCCUCGUCACAGCAGGGGGGAGAGAAGCCCCCUUUUCACGAGGAGCUGCCUGCCCACCCGCCACUGCUGCAGGCAGCCGCCACCAGCCUCGCCGAACUGCCCCCAAAUCUGCCCCACUCUCUUCAAGACCCCGUCAUCUCGCACACGGGCCUGGUCCAGAAGGAGGCUCUGGCGUCCCAGGAGAUGGCAGAGGACCGGUACCCGGUCCAGGAGUACCCCUUGCCGCUGCUGGUGCCGGGCAGCUGCCGGAGCAGGAAGGAUCUGGAAGACAAGCCCUCGUUCCUGGCUUACCCCAGCACCAUCCAGUUCAACGCCGUAGGCAAAGCAGGGGGCAGCAGCGGAGACGGCAAAGUCAGCUUCUACCCCGAUCCGUACCCGCUGAUGUACGGGCACCAGUUGCUAGCCGCCUACCCGUACAACUUCACGCUGCCGGUGGCUUUGAACAUGGUCGUCCCGGAUGACAAGGGACAGCCACUGCCCUUUCUGCCCAGCGUCUUCAGCUACUCGAUGAACCCGUGUCGGGGCGUGGGGCACGAUGGGCCCCCCGGAUCCCACGGGGGCGUGGGGAUGGGCGGCUCAGCUCGGGAGAGCAGAGGGGAGCCCACGGCGCCCGAGAGGCUGAAAAAAGGGGGUCUCCUUUGAGGGACGGCGGGCCAACGGGGCGGGAAAGGGGCCACGGGGCGAUGCGAGGUGAGGCGAGAGGAUGGCCGCCCCCCGCCCUUCUGUUCUGAGAAGGGGCGUGUGUGUGUGCAACCCGGCGGGGGUGAGUGCAGCGGGGCGCCUGACGCGGGGCAGGCGGAAGGGAGCCCCCCUCUUCCUAGCGUGGGAUGUAUCGUAGAGAAGACUUCUUAAAAAAUAGCAAACAUAGGUACAGGGUACCCUCAUUCCCCCGCCUGGUUCCUCAACCCCCCAUGAAUGUUGUUUGUAGACACAAAUAAGAGUGAAUUUGCACAAGGAACCGCUCUUCUCUACCCCCCCCGCCCCCUCCGCACGGCAAUUUCUGGCCCUUUUCCUUCGACUCCUGACCUUUUCGCCACUCCUUUGUACUUUUGCUGCUGGGGGGGGCGCUGUUUUGAAAGGAGGAGCCUCUGCAAUGGAGCUCCUCUCCUGCUGGGGGGGUCCUUAUUCUGCGGACCCUUUCCCUUCCUCCUCCCCCCCCCC
Molecule: messenger RNA, 7294 nt
Organism: Python bivittatus (Burmese python)
Lineage: Eukaryota; Metazoa; Chordata; Lepidosauria; Squamata; Pythonidae
Source: RefSeq, a predicted model, not a curated record